CGGGGAGCUGCGCGGGCGCCUGGCGGCUGGGAGGGAGAGGGCGGGCUCCAAACACCGGACCGUGGGCCAGGAGCGCGCAGGCCGCGCUCCGCCGCUCUGCCGCCGCUGCCCGGGGAGCUGCCUCGCCGCCACAGAGGCCAGUGUCCAGGCAGUGAGGCCCAGCUGGUAUGACCGGACUCAAGGCGGUGCACUUUGACUGAUAACCAGGCCUGUGGACCUUGUAGGAGCCAGUGAGUUCCAAUGGGCUGCUGUUACUUUAAAAAGGAGACAGCUGGCAGCAGGCGGUAACAGUAGGAUUCAUCUGCCCUCGGCUCCUAAGGAACAACUGUGGGACCAAGAGCAGAGGCUGCAACCUAACAUUGCUGCCUUUGAGUACCUGCAAAUGAUGUUCAUUGUCAUUGGUAUGCAACAUCUUCCGGGCUGAUCCAUGGUCACUCUCCGGGAUGGCAACAAGGUGACUUAGCUGAGGAUGACCUUGACUGAAAGGCUGCGUGAGAAGAUAUCUCAGGCCUUCUACCACCAUGGGCUGCUCUGUGCAUCCUAUCCCAUCCCCAUCAUCCUCUUCACAGGCCUCUGCAUCUUAGCCUGCUGCUACCCUCUGCUGAAGCUCCCCUUGCCUGGAACGGGACCCGUGGAAUUCUCUACUCCUGUGAAGGAUUACUCACCCCCGCCUGUGGACUCUGACCACAAACAAGGAGAGCCCAGUGAGCAGCCAGAGUGGUAUGUGGGUGCCCCAGUGGCAUACAUCCAACAGAUAUUUGUGAAGUCAUCGGUGUCUCCCUGGCACAAAAAUCUUCUGGCGGUAGAUGUGUUCCGAUCACCACUGUCCCGGGCGUUCCAACUGGUGGACGAAAUCCGGAACCACGUGCUGAGAGACAGCUCAGGGACCAAGAGCCUGGAGGAAGUUUGCCUUCAGGUGACAGACUUGCUGCCAGGCCUCAGGAAACUCCGGAACCUACUUCCGGAACAUGGCUGCCUGCUGUUGUCCCCUGGGAACUUCUGGCAGAAUGACUGGGAGCGGUUCCACGCUGACCCUGACAUCAUCGGGACCAUUCAUCAGCACGAGCCCAAAACUCUGCAGACAUCAGCGACACUCAAAGACUUGCUGUUUGGUGUUCCUGGGAAGUACAGUGGGGUGAGCCUCUACACAAGGAAGAGGAUGGUCUCAUAUACCAUCACCCUGGUCUUCCAGCGCUACCAUGCCAAGUUUCUGAGCAGCCUACGCACCCGACUCAUGCUCCUGCACCCCAGCCCCAACUGCAGCCUGCGAGCAGAGAACCUGGUCCACGUGCACUUCAAAGAGGAGAUCGGCAUUGCGGAGCUCAUCCCCCUCGUGACCACCUAUAUUAUCCUGUUUGCUUACAUCUACUUCUCUACACGCAAGAUCGACAUGGUCAAGUCCAAGUGGGGCCUCGCCCUGGCAGCUGUGGUUACGGUGCUUAGCUCCCUGCUCAUGUCUGUGGGGCUCUGCACUCUCUUCGGCCUGACGCCCACACUCAAUGGCGGUGAGAUUUUCCCGUACCUGGUGGUGGUUAUUGGCUUAGAGAAUGUGUUGGUGCUCACCAAGUCAGUGGUAUCAACCCCAGUGGACCUCGAGGUGAAGCUUCGGAUUGCACAAGGCUUAAGCAGUGAGAGCUGGUCCAUCAUGAAGAACAUGGCAACUGAACUAGGCAUCAUCCUCAUUGGCUACUUCACCCUUGUGCCCGCCAUCCAAGGAUCCUGCUGUCCAGGCUUGCAGCCAUGUAGCCACAAUGCCUCUGGUGUGUGCUCAUUCCAGGAGUUCUGCCUCUUCGCUGUUGUGGGCCUGGUGUCUGACUUCUUCCUCCAGAUGCUGUUUUUCACCACUGUCCUGUCAAUCGACAUUAGGCGGAUGGAGCUAGCGGACCUGAACAAGCGCCUGCCCCCUGAAUCCUGCCUGCCCUCGGCCAAGCCUGUGGGAAGGCCAGCACGCUAUGAGAGACAGCUAGCUGUACGGCCAACCACACCACACACCAUCACACUGCAGCCAUCUUCCUUCCGAAACCUGCGGCUCCCCAAAAGACUGCGUGUCAUCUAUUUCCUGGCCCGUACCCGCCUGGCACAGCGCCUCAUCAUGGCUGGUACCGUUGUUUGGAUUGGCAUCCUGGUGUACACAGACCCAGCAGGGCUGCGCACCUACCUCGCUGCCCAGGUGACAGAACAGAGCCCACUGGGUGAGGGUUCCCUGGGCCCCAUGCCUGUGCCUAGCGGAGUGCUGCCUGCCAGCCACCCGGACCCUGCCUUCUCCAUCUUCCCACCUGACGCUCCUAAACCACCAGAGAACCAGACAUUGCCAGGUGAGCUGCCUGAGCAUGCCGUUCCAGCAGAGGGUGGCCAUGACAACCGAGCCCCAGAGGUAACUUGGGGGCCUGAGGAUGAGGAGCUGUGGAGGAAAUUGUCCUUCCGCCACUGGCCCACACUCUUCAACUACUACAACAUCACACUGGCCAAAAGGUACAUCAGCCUGCUCCCUGUCAUACCUGUCACCCUGCACCUGAAUCCACGGGAGGCCCUGGAGGGGCGGCACCCUCAGGAUGGUCGCAGUGCCUGGGCCCCACCUGAACCUUUGCCUGCUGGCCUUUGGGAGGCUGGACCCAAGGGACCAGGUGGAACACAAGCCCAUGGUGACGUUACCUUAUACAAGGUGGCCGCACUUGGCCUGGCAGCGGGCAUCGUCCUCGUGCUGCUGUUGCUCUGCCUCUACCGGGUGCUCUGCCCGCGGAACUAUGGGCAGCCCGGUGGUGGUCCGGGCAGGCGGAGGCGUGGAGAGCUGCCCUGCGAUGACUAUGGCUACGCGCCGCCUGAGACGGAGAUCGUGCCGCUGGUGCUGCGAGGGCACCUCAUGGACAUCGAGUGUCUGGCUAGCGAUGGGAUGCUGCUGGUGAGCUGCUGCCUGGCAGGCCAAGUCUGCGUGUGGGACGCACAGACCGGGGACUGCCUCACGCGCAUCCCGCGCCCAGGGCCACGCCGGGACAGCUGCGGAGGCGGAGCUUUUGAAGCUCAGGAAAACUGGGAAAGGUUGUCCGAUGGCGGCAGAACUUGCUCCGAGGAGCCUGGGGACAGCCCUCUGCUGCGACACCGCCCCCGAGGACCUCCACUGCCUUCCCUCUUCGGGGACCAGCCAGAUCUCACUUGCUUAAUCGACACCAACUUCUCGGUGCAGCUGCCCCCGGAGCCCACUCAGCCCGAACCUCGGCACCGGGCAGGCUGUGGCCGCUCUAGGGACUCUGGUUAUGACUUCAGCCGUCUGGUGCAGCGUGUGUACCAGGAGGAGGGCCUGGCUGCUGUGCACAUGUCGGCCCUGCGCCCACCCUCUCCGGGAUCCCCGCUGCCCCAGGCUUCUCAAGAAGAGGGGGUUGCACCCGAGAAGGGCUCCCCUCUUCUGGCCUGGGCCACCAGCACAGCCGGCUCUAUCUGGAGCUUGGAGCUGCAAGGCAACCUCAUCGUGGUUGGGCGGAGCAGCGGCCGGCUGGAGGUGUGGGACGCCAUUGAAGGGGUGCUCUGCUGCAGCAGCGAGGAGGUCUCCUCAGGCAUCACAGCCCUUGUCUUCCUGGACAGGAGGAUUGUAGCUGCUCGGCUUAACGGUUCCCUUGAUUUCUUUUCCUUGGAGACCCACACAUCCCUCAGUCCCCUUCAGUUCAGAGGGACCCCAGGGCGAGGCAGUUCUCCUUCCUCAUCUGUGUACAGCAGCAGCAACGCAGUGGCCUGUCAUCUGACCCACACAGUGCCGUGUGCACACCAAAAACCCAUCACAGCCCUGAGAGCUGCUGCCGGGCGCCUGGUGACAGGGAGCCAGGACCAUACUCUAAGAGUCUUCCGACUGGAGGAUUCGUGUUGCCUUUUUACCCUGCAGGGCCACUCAGGGGCAAUCACAACUGUAUACAUUGACCAGACCAUGGUUCUGGCCAGUGGAGGACAAGAUGGAGCCAUCUGCCUGUGGGAUGUACUAACAGGUAGCAGGGUCAGCCAUACAUUUGCUCACCGUGGAGAUGUCACUUCCCUGACCUGUACCACUUCCUGUGUCAUUAGUAGUGGCUUGGAUGACCUCAUCAAUAUCUGGGACCGCAGCACGGGCAUCAAGCUUUACUCCAUUCAGCAGGACCUGGGCUGUGGUGCAAGCUUAGGGGUCAUCUCAGACAACCUUCUGGUGACUGGUGGCCAAGGCUGUGUCUCGUUUUGGGACCUAAACUACGGGGACCUGUUACAAACAGUCUACUUGGGCAAGAACAGUGAGGCCCAGCCUGCCCGGCAGAUUCUGGUGCUGGAUAACGCUGCCAUUGUUUGCAACUUUGGCAGUGAGCUCAGCCUAGUGUACGUGCCCUCUGUGCUAGAGAAACUGGACUGAGGGCAGGCCGACUACACAACCCCUUUGCCCCCACCCAAAGUGGGUCACUGGGGGCAGAAACUCUUUGGACCUAGAGUGGAGGCAAGCGCUAGGCAUCUUCUUUGCAGCUGACUCUGAAGUAUUGUCUCCAGAUUGUAAUAUUAAACUUUUUUAAAAACUA
This is a messenger RNA of Microtus oregoni (creeping vole), 4523 nucleotides long. It is a transcript of the gene Scap, whose product is annotated as SREBF chaperone. Gene Ontology annotation, cellular component: endoplasmic reticulum membrane; Golgi membrane. Gene Ontology annotation, biological process: SREBP signaling pathway. Lineage: Eukaryota; Metazoa; Chordata; Mammalia; Rodentia; Cricetidae. The record is from RefSeq and is a predicted model, not a curated record. Gene Ontology annotation, molecular function: protein binding; sterol binding. Bases 470 to 4363 code for a protein of 1297 amino acids. The transcript has 24 exons.